AUAUAUACGAAAAUAAAAUAAAAAAGUACGGAGGAAAGUUGGAAGUGUUUAGUUGUGUUUGAGUGCGUGUAUUUGUAUAAAAAGAAAAGGCAAAGCUAUCGAUAAUAAUGGCAGAUAAUAAUCGAAGUUCAUCCGAUUCUGAGUUGGGUCCUCCGAAGGCCGAUUUUAGCGCACCUCCGCCUUAUGAACUGACCAAUAGUCAUCAGAUCAUUGUUUCUUCGACACAUAAUCAAGUGCCGAUGCAAGUGCAUAUGCCAGUUGCAUCCGCAAGCGAUGAUGGGAAUUUCAUACAAACACAGCAGCAGCAUCAGCAUCAGCAACAGCCUGAACAACAGCUUUUGCAAAAUGAAAUACCAUUACAUCAAAGAAAAUUGCCAACUUAUGAAGAAGUUCAAAUGGAGAAAUCUUUAAAUGGCGAAUUGCCGCCUGGAUUUCUAACAGCACAUACAUUACAACCGCCACCACCACCACCUCCACCCAAUCCUUUACUUGCCAAUAUACGUGAUAGCAAUAGUCGUACAUCGAGAUCGAGCGGUACUGCACCGGCUCUAACAUUUAUCGCAAUCGAUGCGUCCGAAGCUGAGAACUUAACAAACAGUACGGACAACAAUUUAUUGGGCACCGACAUUAUGUUUAUCGCAGCAUUUAUGGUCGCUUUUCUUUUUAAUUGGAUCGGUUUUCUUAUGUUGACCUGUUUCUGUCAUACAAUAGCUGCUCGCUAUGGCGCUCUAUCCGGUUUCGGUUUAUCUUUGGCCAAAUGGACAUUGAUUGUAAAACAUUCUACCGACUUGGCAUCGCGAGAUAAUUCCUGGUUGUGGUGGUUGAUAAUGGCUUUUGGCUUUCUAAUUUGCGUACGCGCCUUAAUGCAAUAUGUCAGCAUUAAGCGUACUUGGUGUUUAUUGUCUACAUCAGCGCAAGAACGUUUCUUCUUCUUUUAUUAAGUUUUUUCAAAGAAAAAAAAAAAAAAAAAGGAAGAGCUUCUCAAACGACCCAAUUACUCAUAAUUUAUUUUUAUCUAGAAGCACAGAUUUAUCUUUGAAGAAUUAUUGCUUUUACGUUUUCUUUUCUCUCCUUUUUUUUGUUUUUUUUUUUUAGAAUUUUUAAAUGUAUUUAAAUAAAUAUUUA
Glossina fuscipes is the source of this 1125-nucleotide messenger RNA. RefSeq names its product NEDD4 family-interacting protein 1-like (gene Ndfip). The record is from RefSeq and is a predicted model, not a curated record. The transcript has 2 exons. Gene Ontology annotation, cellular component: endoplasmic reticulum; Golgi apparatus; perinuclear region of cytoplasm. Gene Ontology annotation, molecular function: WW domain binding. Gene Ontology annotation, biological process: positive regulation of protein ubiquitination; metal ion transport; ubiquitin-dependent protein catabolic process. Bases 108 to 941 code for a protein of 277 amino acids. NCBI's taxonomy places the organism in Eukaryota, Metazoa, Arthropoda, Insecta, Diptera, Glossinidae.